AAAAAAAUCUCCUUCGUCCAUUCUUUUCAUGAUUUUUCCUUAAAAUUACCCCUUCAUUAUUUUUACACUUUCUUGCUUUCUUACCGACUCUUGCCAUAUCAUUACCAUCUCUUCUUAUCAUUUGUUCCGUCCGCUCUUUCAGUAGACAUGAACUACGAUUCCCUUCUAGACUCAUCCGAGUGGCUAGCUCCUUCGCUCUGCCUCAAUGCCGAUGCAAAUGAAGACCUUGCACCUGUUCAACCUACAAAAGACAAUCUAUUACCUGCCUCUUUUCCCACUCUCACCUGGUCUAAACAAUCCUCUGAUAUGAACAAUGCAGAAAAGGCAGAAAAGCGACUGUGUUAUCGGCACAGACCAGAUUUGCGGUCUAAGCGAGCAGCGGACGAGAUUCAACUCGAGGCAUUGCAACAAGAUAUUGGGCGUCUGCCACAGCAAGAUCAACAAAUCAUUUCUCAUAUUUGGUCUCUCUUCGGAUCUGCACCAGCUGGUCAUCGUCAGUUGGUUCUUAGUGGUCUGCUUACCCAAUGUUGUGUUCCUCAGCUUUCAUUUCUUUCAAAUCACCUUCAGCCUUUACUCCGAAUCGACUUCCUGACCAUCCUUCCAACCGAAAUUACACUUCGUAUUCUUUCUUACCUUGAUGCCAAGUCGCUUUGUCAUGCAGCCCAAGUAUGCAAGGCAUGGAGGCGCUUAGCAGAUGAUGAUGUUGUAUGGCAUAGAAUGUGUGAACAGCAUAUUGGCCUGAAAUGUACAAAGUGUGGUUGGGGCCUACCACUCUUGGAAAAGAAGAAAGUUAGAUCAAGGCGUCAAUCAGAACAACAACGCCAGCAGCAACAAUUUCAAGCAAGUCAGGACAGUCAAGAUGAAAGUGAUCUAGAGAUACACCCGUAUGUGGCUCAUUCACUGCCAUAUCAGCCUGCGUCAACCACAGCUUCACUUCCAUCCCCCCCGGCAUCCCUCUCUCCUACAGAAGAACGAGUAUCAUAUAGCUGGCCUGGCAGGCGGCGUAGGGCAUCAAGUGAUUUCGAGAAUAGGGGACGACUACUGAAGCGUGCUCGCAACGACUUAAGGCCAUUAUCUCCGGACUCCGAUGACAUAAGUAGCUGUCCAACGCCCUUAUUCCAAUCUCCAGAACCGCCAGCUAAACCUUCAGGAGCAACAAAACGGCCAUGGAAAGAGAUUUAUUCAGAACGCCUGAUCGUUGAACGCAACUGGAGGAAACGAAAUUGCAAAGUGAGGGAGUUCCGUGGCCACACUGAUGGAGUCAUGUGUCUACAAUUCGAUGACACUUUCCUUAUCACUGGGUCCUAUGAUAACACGGCCAAAGUCUGGAACAUCGAGACUGGCGAGUGCCUUCGCACUUUGAAGGGACAUGCUCUUUGUGUGCGAGCACUCCGCUUUGAUGAAGCCAAGCUUAUUACAGGAUCCAUGGAUCGCACUCUUAAGAUUUGGAACUACCACACUGGACAGUGCAUUCGCACUUUACAGGGCCAUACCGAUGGCGUCGUCACACUUGAUUUUGACUCACGUAUUCUGGCUUCUGGAUCGGUAGAUUCAACAAUCAAAAUCUGGAAUUUUGCGACCGGAGAGUGUUCAACACUCAAAGGGCAUACUGACCUUGUCAACAAGGUACAGAUUUAUAAGAAGACUAUGCUCUUCUCUUGCAGCGACGACACUACUGUUAAGCUUUGGGAUAUUGCCUCUAGGGCCUGCAUUAGAACAUUCACUGGUCAUGUUGGCCGUGUGCAAUCCUUGCAAACCUCAAGGGAUGCAUUGAUCUCUGUUCUCGCAAAUAGGCGACAUGUCAGGUCGACUAGUGGGGCAUUAUCGCCAAAACUCCUCGAAAGUGGUCGCCAGUCACCAUCCUAUGACGGUACCUCAUCUGAUGGCGAGAUGCGGACAAUGAUGCCUAUUGUUGUAACUGGCGGGCUUGACAAUACACUCAAGGUUUGGAACGCAGAGACAGGAGAGUGUCUUAAUACGCUUUUUGGUCACGAAGAGGGCGUUUGGAGUCUAGCCUUUGACAAACUCCGUGUUGUCUCUGGAAGUCUUGAUAAGACAAUCAAAGUGUGGGACACAGAAAGCGGUGAGUGUCUGUACACACUACCUGAACCAGAAGGCCCCGUCACUUGUGUGGAUCUCGGAGACACUAGAAUUGUGGGAGGAUCAGCGAAUGGCAAUGUUCUUAUGUGGGAUUAUGGUGUUCGUUUGUAGUCAGAG
Messenger RNA from Lobosporangium transversale, 2217 nucleotides. Its product is annotated as WD40-repeat-containing domain protein. The transcript is spliced from 2 exons. The coding region runs from base 148 to 2211 and encodes 687 amino acids. Lineage: Eukaryota; Fungi; Mortierellomycota; Mortierellomycetes; Mortierellales; Mortierellaceae. Gene Ontology annotation, molecular function: protein binding. The record is from RefSeq and is a predicted model, not a curated record.